Messenger RNA from Metopolophium dirhodum (rose-grain aphid), 4278 nucleotides. It is a transcript of the gene SA1, whose product is annotated as cohesin subunit SA-2. The transcript is spliced from 24 exons. The coding region runs from base 247 to 4176 and encodes 1309 amino acids. Lineage: Eukaryota; Metazoa; Arthropoda; Insecta; Hemiptera; Aphididae. Gene Ontology annotation, biological process: sister chromatid cohesion. Gene Ontology annotation, cellular component: cohesin complex; nucleus; chromatin. Gene Ontology annotation, molecular function: chromatin binding. The record is from RefSeq and is a predicted model, not a curated record.
UUUGCAGUGUUGACUACUUGAAUGCAACAACAGAAUACUGAAAUCUGAAUAGAUGAUUACAGUUGACUACAACCAUUAGGGUUUAUCUUACAAACGUAAAGUAAAUACGAAAUAGACAGCGGUAAACAGGACGUACCAUAACACUUUGUUGAUGGUAAUGACAUUAAACCAACAGUGUGUGAAACGGAAUAUGUUUGCGUGUGACUAGAAUCACUUGGAAUUGAUCAGUUGGAUAAAAAAGUAAAAAUGCAUCGAAGUAUAGGUAAACGAAUUCGCAUGGAUGAUCCUCCUCCAAUGGAGUAUGAUGUUCCAUCUACACCAGGGAGUUCUAUUCAUCCAAGCCCUAUGACACCUAGUAGAUCAGAUUAUCAAGAACAUUACAACCCUUAUGCAAAUUAUCAUAAUUAUCAAACACCAAGAUCUGAGGUCUUCAACAUGGACCAUUAUCAAGAACCUGGAGUAUCAGAUAAUAAUUAUGAACAAAUGCCGGUUAUUCAGCCACUUCAACAAUCACAAACUAUAAUGACAUAUGAAACACCUCCUCCUCAUGUUUCUCCAUCAAUUCAUGAAGAAAUAAAUACACAAGAACGUCAAUCCCCCCAAAUGCCAGUUCAUGAUGCUAUGUCUAAUUUACAUUUAGACAAUCAAAUUCCAUCUACAAGUAGUGGUAUUAUUGAUUCACCUAGUGGUGGUAUUGUUGAUUCACCUAGUGGUGGUAUUGCUGAUUCACCUAGUGGUGGUCGAGUGACUAGAGCAAGAACUAGAGGAGCACAAUAUCCACCUCAAAGAUCUACUAUGUCACCAUCUCCACCUCCAGAAAAAAAACCAGAAAAACGUAAGCCUGGAAGACCUCCUGGCAGACCUGCAGGAUCAAAAAAGCAACAUGUUCAAAUACAACCUGUCGAUUUGCAAUUAGAAAAUGAUGGAACUUUGUAUGGUUCAAUUAGAAAUGGUCGUGUUUCUUUACAGGUCACUGUUGAUGAUUGGAUCGAACAAUAUAAAAUAAAUAGAGAUGAAGCACUUUUGGUUUUGAUGCAGUUCUUUAUCAAUGCUGCUGGUUGUAAAGGUGUCAUAACACCAGCAAUGUCUGAAAAUAUGGAGCAUGCAGCUAUUAUUAGAAAAAUGACGGAAGAAUUUGAUGAAGAAAGUGGAGAAUACCCUCUUAUUAUGAGUGGAAUUCAAUGGAAAAAAUUUCGAUCAAAUUUUUGUGAUUUUGUUGGUCACCUUGUAAAACAGUGCCAAUAUUCUAUUAUAUAUGAUCAAUAUUUAAUGGAUAACAUGAUAUCACUUUUAACAGGUUUAUCAGAUUCUCAAGUUCGAGCAUUUAGACAUACAGCUACACUUGCAGCCAUGAAAUUAAUGACGGCUCUAGUUGAUGUCGCAUUAAUUGUGUCUGUCAAUUUGGAUAAUACUCAACGUCAAUAUGAAGCUGAGCGUCAAAAAGCUCGAGAUAAAAGAGCAAGUGAUCGUUUAGAAUCAUUAAUGGCUAAACGACAAGAACUUGAAGAAAAUAUGGAUGAAAUUAAAAAUAUGUUGACAUAUAUGUUCAAAUCUGUAUUUGUUCACAGAUACAGGGAUACCUUACCAGAAAUUAGAGCAAUAUGUAUGGCAGAAAUAGGAGUUUGGAUGAAAAAAUUCCAUCAAAAUUUUUUGGAUGACUCGUAUUUAAAGUAUAUUGGUUGGACUUUGCAUGAUAAAGUUGGUGAAGUACGGUUAAAAUGUUUACAGGCCUUGCAACCUUUAUAUGCUUCUGAAGAAUUAAAAAGUAAAUUGGAACUUUUCACAAGUAAAUUUAAGGAUAGAAUCGUGGCAAUGACAUUGGAUAAAGAAUACGAUGUUGCAGUUCAAGCUGUCAGAUUAGUCAUCAGUAUUUUAAAACAUCAUCGCGAUAUUUUAUCAGAUAAAGACUGUGAACAUGUUUAUGAACUUGUUUACUCCUCACAUCGUGCAGUUGCUCAAGCUGCUGGAGAGUUUUUAAAUGAACGUUUAUUUAAACCAGAAGAAGAUACAAAAACUGUUAGAACAAAACGAGGAAAAAAACGUUUACCAAAUACACCUUUGAUACGAGAUUUAGUUCAGUUCUUCAUUGAAUCAGAAUUGCAUGAACAUGGAGCCUAUUUGGUUGAUUCACUGAUUGAUUCUAAUGAAAUGAUGAAAGAUUGGGAAUGUAUGACUGAUUUAUUGUUAGAAGAGCCUGGUUUAAGUGAAGAGCGAAUGGAUGAUAGACAAGAAACGAGUUUAAUUGAAUUGAUGGUGUGUUGUAUUAAACAAGCGGCAACUGGAGAAGCACCUGUUGGGCGAGGACCAAAUAGAAAGAUGAUGUCAGUAAAAGAAAUUAAACAAGUUCAAGAUGAUAAGCAGCGAUUGACUGAACAUUUUAUAAAAGUGUUACCCCCAUUAAUUGAUAAAUAUAGAGCAGAUGCUGACAAACUUAUUAAUUUGUUAUCUAUACCUCAAUAUUUUGAUUUGGAUAUUUAUACAACAUCAAGACAAGAAUCUAAUUUAGAUUUAUUGCUUAAAAAAAUACACUUGGUAACUGACAAACAUCAAAACGACGAAGUCCUUGAAACUUGUGCCAAAACUUUAGAAAUUCUUUGUUCAAAAAACAAUUCUACAUUAGCUACCAGGUGCAGUGUUCAAAAAAGUACACUAAUGGACACCAUUACUAAUAAACACAGAGAAGCUAUGGAUGAUUGGAACAAUCUAAUUGAAGGAAAUGAAAAACCUGACGAUGAUGAAAUCUACAAUGUGGUAAACAGUAUGAAAAAGAUUUCUAUAUUUUAUUCAUGUCAUAACUUAGGGCCUUGGAAUUUGUGGGAUAUAAUUUUCAAAGACUUAAAAAUGGCCCAUGAAGGUUCAAAACCACUACCAGAAGAAGCUAUCAAAUAUAGCAUUGCUGCGUGUAUGUUUGCUACAAUGUGGGAAUUACACAGUGUUGAAAAUGUUUUGGAAAAUGGACGUAAUGAAGAUAUAGAAGAACAAGUUGCACAAGUUAAAACUAAGCUCUUUGAUUUCAUGGAUGUUCUUCGUGGAAUUUUGGCACAUUCUACUAAUCCUUUAUUCAAGGAAGAGGCUUAUAUAUCAAUAUGUGACUUACUUGUCGUUUUUUGUAAUCAAUUGGGUGUUAAACAUUAUCCAGUCCUGGGAAAUCUAAUUUAUGAUUCUGACAAAGAACUUCAAGAUUUAUUGAAUAAUUUUAUUCAAAAAAAUGUAUUUGUUUAUGAAGAAGAAGGUGUUCAAGAUGAACAUUCAAAAAUUGAAGAACUACAUAAAAGAAGAAACUUUUUAGCAUCUUAUUGUAAAUUAAUUGUAUAUGGGAUGAUUCCGGUUACUUGCGCAGCAGAUAUCUUUAAGCAUUAUGUCAAAUCAUAUAAUGAAUAUGGAGAUAUUAUUAAAACUACAAUUGGAAAGGCCCGUGAAAUUAAUAAAGUAAUUUGUGCCAGAACUAUGGUUGUUAGUUUAAUCACAUCAUUUAGAGAACAACAAAUCAACUGUGGCACGUUCCGUAUCUCAAGAUCUUCUCAAGAGUUCAGCAGUUUAAAGGAAUUGGCCAAAAGAUUUGCAUUAUCAUUUGGGUUGGAUGCAUUAAAAAAUCGUGAAGCUAUGGCAGCUUUACAUCGUGAAGGUGUUUUAUUCGCUGUAGGUACUGAUGAAGGAAUUGCUCAAGAUGAUCCAUCGGUACCACCUCCACAUGUUGCAUUUUUGGAGAUAUUAGCAGAAUUCACCAACAAACUACUUAAACAAGAUAAACGCAUUGUUCUUAACUAUUUGGAUAAACACAUAACAUCAGCAGUUCCCUCAAGUCGCAGUGAAGAUUGGCAGCCUUGGGUCAUUUAUAGAAACAGCUUAAUGCAUGGUGAUGCUGAACCUGGACCAGUAACUUCACGGCGAGCAUACACACGUAGAAACAAAAAAGAAACUUAUGAUGACGAAGAUGAUGAAGGGUCAGAUCAAGAUUUUGGAACUCCAAGUAUACAGAAUGAGGCACCAUUAAAGAAAAGGAGAUCAAAGAUUAUUAAAUCAACAAGAUCACAAGAUAGCCGCUCUGAAUUGAACUCUGAUGAAACUAAUUGGUCGGACAGUACUGUAGCUGGUGGCUCUCGCCCAACACGUCAGUGCAUUAAUCGUUCAAUACCCUAUCGUUAUAUUCAAGAAGAUGAUGAUGACGAUGAAUAAUGAAGCAUAAUAGUUAAAUAAUUAUUAACUCCACUUACCUUUUUAUUUAAGAUGAUUUAUUUGUUUUACUGAAAUCUUAACAAUAUAAUGUAUGAAACAAGC